CCCGGGCAGCACGCUCCUAUAAAAUGUUCCUGUACCCAUUGGCCAGAUGGGGGGUCAGACAUGCUUCGGCUUGCCUCUACACACACACACGUGUCCCUCCCUCCCUCUCAUCCUCGAGCCCGUGCCGGCUUUCUCUCUCUCUCUCUUGCCGUCUCGGCAGAUGCAGCCCAGCCAGGGCUAUGCAUUGAGUGCUGACUACACGCACAGAAUACAUUCAAGGUUAUUUGUUAAAUGUUUAUAUAUUUUUUUUCUCUCGCUCCUUCUUUGCUACAGCUCGCUCCAGAAUUUACGUUGACGACCGCCAACGCGAGGUCAUCAUCAAAGUGAUCGUCUGCUAACAGUGUCACCAACGCAACUCACCUCCUACAGAGUGGAUACCGAGGACGUUUUUGGACAUCAUUUUUCAAGGAGAGCUGAGCACAGACACGCGCGGCGGCAGAGCGGCUCCACGAGCCGGCGGAACGCGACCAGCGACCAGCGCUGAAUCCUCGCAGGACACGGAACGCCCCAGCGGCCACCGCCGCCCCGCGCGCACCCGAAGCGCCGCGCCGCGCCACGGGAGAUGCGGGAUAAACACGCGUCCCGACGUCCAUAGUUUUUUUUUUACGAGCGAAGAAGCCGUGGAAAUUAAUUCAAGUGCGAAUCGUUCCCCUUGACGAGGAACUGGGAGAGAGAGAGAGCGAGGGAAAGGGGAGGGACGCUGGUUAGCAUUUUGUGCCGUUUUGAAUCCCACUGUGGAACAAAGAGAGGACAACAACAGGGAAAAAGGCAUCGCUCUGCGGGUAGCUGCACAUCGCGACCGGGAACGCUAAUUAUUAUUCAUGACAAAAGAAUGCAACGUGAAUGGGGUGGUGGUGGGGGGGGACCUGCCUAGGUUUUGCUGCAGCCUUUGUGCGUGAAGGUGUGUCUCCACGUACGUGACCGACUGACCGACCUACGCGCGGGCAAUCGGAGUGUGGAGCAGCGUCUCGCAGCAGCAGGAGGAGCAGCAGCAGGAGGAGCAGCAGCAGGAGGAGCAGCAGGAGGAGCAGCAGGAGGAGCAGGAGGAGGAGGAGGCUGUUUUUGAGCGAUGGUUGUUUUACCUCGCCGAGAGUCAUUCGUCUCGCUGUGAGCCGAAAGCGACUCGUACGCGAUGCCUCUCCAUCAGAUAUCCGUCAUUCCUGCACGGGAAAUAGUCGCUUCCGCAAAGCACAACGACAAGGAGAGCCAGGGCGAGAAAUCUCCCGGCCGCUCCACGAGCCGUUCGAGUAACAUCUCCAAGGCGAGCAGCCCCACGUCGCUGACUGUCCCACGCAGUGCCUCUCGCGCAUCCGUCAGCCCUUCCAACCAGGACAUCUGCAGGAUCUGCCACUGCGAGGGUGAAGAGGAGAACGGGCUCAUCACGCCGUGCCACUGCACGGGCUCGCUGCGCUUCGUGCACCAGAGCUGCCUCCAGCAGUGGAUCAAGAGCUCGGACACUCGCUGCUGCGAGCUGUGCAAGUAUGACUUCAUCAUGGAGAGCAAACUCAAGCCCCUGCGCAAGUGGGAGAAACUGCAGAUGACCACGAGUGAACGGAGAAAAAUAAUCUGCUCCGUCACAUUCCACAUUAUCGCCAUCACCUGUGUGGUGUGGUCACUGUACGUGCUCAUCGAUCGGACAGCGGAGGAGAUACGGCACGGGCAGGAGAACGGCAUCUUGGAAUGGCCGUUCUGGACCAAGCUGAUUGUGGUGGCCAUCGGGUUCACGGGAGGCCUCGUCUUCAUGUACGUGCAGUGCAAAGUGUACGUGCAGCUCUGGCGCCGACUCAAAGCCUACAACAGGGUCAUCUUUGUGCAGAACUGCCCCGACACGGCGCGCAAGAAGAGCCCAGACGACCGCACCAUCGCCCUCUUUGAGCGUGCGGGAUCGGAGCUCAAGGAGCCCGCCACCGUCGUCUACCAAUCAGAGACGAGCUUGCAAGGCCCCAGGGCAGAGGGCCUUCCCAUGUGAGGCAUCCACCACAUGAGUUGCCUGAUGCGGUGGUGACUUCUGUUUUUUUGUCGAAAAUGUGUUUCCACGUCGAGCUUGGAAGGAGAGCGAAGUUUAUCAAUAGAUGUGUGUUCGAUUUUUAAAUGAAUGUGAGCGACUCUUUUAAUGUGGGUUUUUUUUUAUUUAACUAUCAAGAAGACGCCACAACGGAAAACACAUCACAAUGUCAGCACAGUGGUCUAAUAGGUCAGAAGAAGGCAAUUGUGUUGUUAAGGCUACAUUGCAGUAUAGAGAGCUCUAAAUUGAGACGUUUAUUUCGCUGUACAUUUAUAAAUGCUGAUCAAGAAAUGCAGUGUUUGACUGUUGUCCCAGGACUUGGCUAUUUUUUUUAGGCCAAACAAGACCUAAUAUGGAGGGUCGAGUUUACACGAAGAUUGUGAGGGGGUGUGGCAAAUGUAGUGGGAAGUGAUAAGGGUCCUGUGAAGUGCAUUCAUGGAUUUUGUCCUGUAUGGAGUGAAUUUAAGGCUCUUCAGAUCUACAGCCGACCACAUUGCGAGUAAAUGGACAUCUACUGGCACCAAGCAAAAGCAAGACAAGGAGCAUAUAUUUCCUUAGAAGUUAUGUCAAAGGCAUGACUUUGAAAUGAGCACACGCAUACAUUUAUUGAGUUAUUUGGAAUUACGUGAAUGAGUCAAAGCCUGUACAGUUAACUUGAUUCAAUGCAUUUAAUGCUUUAAACAUUGUUUUAAUGUCUAGUGGCUUUUCCUGGUUUUGUACUGCUUAUAACAGUGGUCAAUCUAUCAUCAAAGUGAUGACAUUUACAUGAUUUCAUAAAGCUAAAGUAGUUUCAUUGCAAUUUAUUAAACAUACCACAAACAAAAAAUAACACUUUGUUUUUUUCCACCUGUUCGAUUUGUGCACUUUUUUCGCAUCAAAACAUUACAUGAAUUUAUUUUAGUGGCUAAAUGUGUACAUUUGCAUUUAUGUUUAAUAUUACUGCAGUGUUUUAUAUUGUUUUACAACAAGACAGAGGCUUGUUCGUAGUAAAGAUGUUAGGUUGUCUGCGAUCUAAAACAAUAACAGUUCAAUAAUCCUAGCACUAUAUAACAUGUCAACCUUUGCAUACAGUAAUUAUGUAAAAUGUGUACAUUUGAAAAAAAAAUCUAGCCAAAUAUUUUAUUUAUUGCUUAGAAAAAAGGCGUAAUUUACGUUGCUGAAAAUAAUAAACAUCUUAGGUUUGAUAUGUCCAAUCAAAAUGUAUGAAAUCUUGACUUAAAGCUUUCGUGACUGCAGGAAUUCAUAUUCUUUGGGUCUUUCGGUAAAGUCACGUAGAUAACGAAAGACCCAAAGAAUACAAAUGUGUGAAACCAAGUUAUGCAUACACCGAGGUAUUCAUUCAGCUGGGUUUAUUUUGACUGUACGUGUUACUUUUGAGGGAAUGAAUUUAAAAUAAAUUUCCAGUUUUAUGCGUGUUUUUA
Molecule: messenger RNA, 3426 nt
Organism: Petromyzon marinus (sea lamprey)
Lineage: Eukaryota; Metazoa; Chordata; Hyperoartia; Petromyzontiformes; Petromyzontidae
Product: E3 ubiquitin-protein ligase MARCHF1-like
Molecular function (GO): zinc ion binding
Source: RefSeq, a predicted model, not a curated record